This is a messenger RNA of Mya arenaria, 708 nucleotides long. Its product is annotated as cysteine-rich protein 1-like. NCBI's taxonomy places the organism in Eukaryota, Metazoa, Mollusca, Bivalvia, Myida, Myidae. The record is from RefSeq and is a predicted model, not a curated record. Bases 120 to 350 code for a protein of 76 amino acids. The transcript has 4 exons.
AUAUUUAUAAGUUCACAUCACAUAUUUACAUACCGCGCCCAUUAUAACACAGAGCUCAAGUCGUCUGCUGUUUAACUCAGUCUCAAAGUUAAAUAAGGUUUGUUAUUUUGAAAACAAACAUGCCGAAGUGUCCAACUUGUGCAAAGGAAGUUUAUUUUGCGGAGAAGGUGACGUCAAUUGGCAAGGAAUGGCACCGAGGAUGUCUCAAAUGUAAGAAGUGCGGCAAGACUCUGGCAUCCGGCUCACACGCGGAGAAAGAUGGGAUACCAUACUGCCAUAAGCCGUGCUACGCCGCAUUGUUUGGCCCAGGAGGUUACGGCCAUGGAGGUACGGAAAGUCACAAGUAUUAGCGGGCGUUGACACGUACUACGCCAUUUACCAUGGUUACAGUUGGAGCAUAAUUAGCUAUCUAAUAAUUGGGACCAAAAAGCAUAAACCAAGCUGAUAUACGCCUUUGAUCAUCACUAAAUAUAUAGUUGGAAAACAUGCCAUGAAAAAAAUACGUAUAUACUUGUAUUCGUGCAGUUUGAGUUUGCAGAUUUAUAAAUGUACAUUGAUAUUUCAAAGCCAUAUAUCCACGGAAAUAGUUUCAACACUGAUCUAAAAUUUUAAUUAAGGCAUUACGGUUUGGUAUGAUGGCAUUUUUUUUUAUCAGAUUGUAUACAUUAAACGCAAUAUUUACUCGUAUGAAUAAAAAAUGAAACGGUU